CUAAAGGGGAGAAGCAAACCGAACCUCUAAUCGACCUAGACACAUAAAAAAUGCUCGGCGUCGAAAGAGAUUUGAGAUUCCGUAAGUAACUCAGUGAGUGCUUUCUAAGAAGGGCUUGGCUUGGAAAAAGAAAAUGAAAUACGAACAACCGCGCUGGUCGUAAUAGAUCGACUUUCAUGCUAGUUCUUGCUCCAGUAUGAAAGUUCCAUUUCAGGGAAGGACGACGUACCAUGAUACUUUCUGUUUUGUCGAGCCCUGCUUUGGUCUCUGGUUUGAUGGUUGCACGUGCUAAAAAUCCGGUACAUUCCGUUUUGUUUCCCAUCCUAGUCUUUCGCGAUACUUCAGGUUUACUUCUUUUGUUAGGUCUCGACUUCUCCGCUAUGAUCUUCCCAGUAGUUUAUAUAGGAGCUAUAGCCGUUUUAUUCCUAUUCGUUGUUAUGAUGUUCCAUAUUCAAAUAGCGGAGAUUCACGAAGAAGUCUUGCGCUAUUUACCAGUGAGUGGUAUUAUUGGACUGAUCUUUUGGUGGGAAAUGUUCUUCAUUUUAGAUAAUGAAACCAUUCCAUUACUACCAACCCAAAGAAAUACGACCUCUCUGAGAUAUACAGUUUAUGCCGGAAAGGUACGAAGUUGGACUAAUUUGGAAACAUUGGGCAAUUUACUUUAUACCUACUAUUUCGUCUGGUUUUUGGUUCCUAGUCUUAUUUUAUUAGUAGCCAUGAUUGGGGCUAUAGUACUGACUAUGCAUAGGACUACCCACGGAGCGGUGAAAAGACAGGAUCUAUUUCGACGAAAUGCUAUUGAUUUUAGGAGGACUAUAAUGAGGAGGACGACAGACCCAUCACAAUCGACUAAACGGAAAGUCGCCCCAAUGGGGAAAUAUUAAUAUUAUAUUGGUUCAAACCCAAUUUGUGAGUAGGCCUUCUUAGUGAAGAAAAGAAAUCGAAAAAAGCUGGAAAGACUCGUUAACAUCACCAUUGUGGGCUCAUCUCAAAGCAACUGAACUGCCUUAAGAAUAAGAAAGGGCUGUAUUUAGUGCAGAAUUGCCAUAUAGACAGAUAGAGGCAUACCCCAUCCAUAGCUCCAACCAAGACAUUGUUAAGGUAAACCUCAUCUUUGCAAGACUAAGCUGUCGGUUGCUAUUAAAGAGAAGGGCAUUUUUGGUUAUCCCACAUUCAACUGACUCCCCUGCGGGAAGGACAUUGGUUUUUUGUUUUACAGCUGUUAGAAUGCGUUCUGCACGUGAAUCAGAAAAAGGAAGUGCAUUUCUAAUGGCUGAAUCCUUUACGGAUAAGGAAUUACCUUAUUUUCCGUAUUCGUCUGCUUCUUCUUCCUCGAGAAAUUUAGUAGGGGCAUAUGGAAAGGGCCUAACUGCUGUUUUAGUGCACUUGUGUCCAUCUGCUUUCUGCUUCACUUCAAAAGAAUGACGUAGGUAGACAUGACUAUAAGGAAGAGUGGAAGGCUCAAGGCAUAAAGGAAAUUCCUUCUUAUUGAUAGCGAUAGGACAGGUGAGAACAUCCCUACUUCUCAACUAACUGGCCUAGCUUUCAAACUUGCUCUCUAGGCUUGAAGGUGGCAAACCACUACCUCAGUCUUCACCAAGCCAGAAAGAAGCUUUUAGGAAAAGCCAAACUCACUCGCCUGAAAGGAGUUAAGCCAGGAUACCCGCUCUUAGGCGGGAGUAUAAAGAUCCCCUUUUGAAUCUUAGGAAAAGAGCAAGCCCCGACUUCCCGUAAACAACGAAAACUGGUUCGACAUGAACUUGAAAACAACUCGUUUCGUAAAGCUCCAGCUUUCAACUACCUUUUUCUGGAAAAACGAUGAUGAUUGACCCCCUCGCUCCGACAUGCCCUGGGCCAGCCCUCUGACCAACCUCAAAUACAACACUGAGACUUGCCCUACUUCGAUCGACGGAAAGCUCAAAAGAACGUAUACUCUAGUCCAGUCCGAGGAGCCUUCGCCUUGCUUUCUUACCCGCGCUGGGGCUGCUACUAGUGGAGCCUAACUUGCCCCCUCUUUUGGUAGCCGGGGACAAGUCAUGCCCCACGGCAGCCCACCAUAGCUACACCUAGCUCCCAGAUUACAGCUUCCUAACUCUAGCCUAACUCUUCUUUCCAGAUUCUCAACUUCUAAGAAGGAAUGCUAUCUAUUCAUACCUGGGGCAGGCUAUUAGCUUAUACAGUUACCGUAUCUAGGAACAUAUUCCAUCUAGCUCCCAUAUCUAGUAUCAUAUCUAGCUUCCUAACUCCCAGGUUCAGUAACACACUUUCCUCCUGCGGAGCUUCCUACCCGCGCAAACUCCUUUCUUAGAGCACACUCUUCCUCCUGCGGAGCUAACCACGAGAGAUAGCUAACUCCCUUAUCUAGAACCAUAUUACAGCUUACUAACCCUAGCUUCUACUCUUAGUUGGCAGAUUCUCCUUCUACUAAGAAAGAGGGCUACCCUUUACUUAACUUACUUACUUACCCGAUUUCACAAGCUCUUAGUUCACAGUUAGCCGAUUAAAACCCUAUUCCCUUUAUAGUCUAAGGCAACACACUCGUUCGUUGCUUACUAAACCCGUUAGCAAGACCCGGUGGUUACGCACGUUCGUUGGUUACAUGCACGCUGGCAUCAAGGGAAGUGGAAUAUGGCACCCGCGGGAAUGGCACCGCUAGCUACUAAGCACACGUACACUCGUUCGUUACACACGUUGGCUAGGGAUAUAGGCAUACUCCAUAUUCACUAGCUCCCAUACUCACUCCCAUAUUCACAAUCUAGUACCAUAUCUCUAGCUCCCAUACUCCCAUACUCACUAGACCAAUUUACCUAUUCGUAUGCGGAUUGAUAAAUUGCGUAAGAGAGGAACUAGUAUCAGACUCAAGAGCCUACAGUUGGACUUACUAGUUUAGGUUAGGCGGAGGAAUCCCUGGUUGAUUCUCUGGAUCAUCUGGUUCAUUCUUCUUGGCUAACAGACUAGUCUCAGUGUAAGACUAUUGUCUUAGAAAGGGGAAUCUUAGAAUAAGAGUUUUUCUGGUAAGCAAAUUGAACUUACACCGCAGCAGACCGCGUUCGUAGGCCUCUUCAGGGAUCUCAAAGACAGUUAAACCGCGGAAUGCAAGACUUGGAUUUCCUAAGAGCGCUUUCAAGAGCGUUAACUGCCCUUUCUUACGAGGCAUUCAAUGCCCUUGAUCUCGCCCAAGGGGCUUUUUUCAAGGAGUGCAAUCCAAGGAUUAGAAGCCCUGCCCCGGAAAACGCCCUCCCCAACUCUUGGUUUUAGUUGCACUUGCUCUUGCUGGAAGCCCUUGCAAGAGAUCCAAAACCCUUUCUUCCGGGCAUUCAAUGCCCUUUCUCCUUUCUAUUUAAAGGCAUUUGACUAGGUCAGUGAAAAGGCGGGGAUAGGCCCAAGGCUUUCUCAAGGAGUGUAAAUGCCAAGGAUUACGAGACGGUAGGGAAUACGAAAUCAACCCCAACUCUUGGUUUUAGUUGGUUUGCACUUGCUGUAAGAGCUCUCAAAGAGAGGAAAAGACUUGGAUUUAAUGCACUUGGAUUACCUAACAGCUCUUUCAAGAGCUUUAAUAAGCCCGGGCAUUAAGCUUGAUUACAGGGGCUUGCACUUAGCCAUACGAUGCUUAAUAAGCUCAUUAUGGCAAGCAGCAAGUCAGUCUG
Messenger RNA from Ricinus communis (castor bean), 3647 nucleotides. Its product is annotated as NADH-ubiquinone oxidoreductase chain 6. Gene Ontology annotation, molecular function: NADH dehydrogenase (ubiquinone) activity. The coding region runs from base 231 to 884 and encodes 217 amino acids. The transcript has a single exon. The record is from RefSeq and is a predicted model, not a curated record. Lineage: Eukaryota; Viridiplantae; Streptophyta; Magnoliopsida; Malpighiales; Euphorbiaceae.